Marchantia polymorpha subsp. ruderalis is the source of this 3376-nucleotide messenger RNA. The record is from the annotation of a GenBank genome assembly. Lineage: Eukaryota; Viridiplantae; Streptophyta; Marchantiopsida; Marchantiales; Marchantiaceae.
CGCGUGAAGUGGAAGAUGCCGAGGGGCGACAGGAUGAGACGGAUGCGAGCCAAGGAACGCACCUCUCACAGACGAGCCCCGUCUCCGAGUGGAUUGGAGGCCCAGCAGCAGCAGCAGCAGCAGGAGCUCUGGCGAGAACGUUGUCGUUUGGAUCCAUCCAUUGGAGGCAGCUCAUUGGCCCGCUCCCGAACCACGUGAGCUCAGAGUGAGAGAGAAAGAGCGAUGGCGGCGGCAGCAGCAGCAGCAACAGCUGCAGGAGCAUCACAGUUUUGGUUCGGAUAAGGACGCAAUCUGCGCGACUCCAAUUCUGCUCCAACUGUCGUUGUAGCUCGAAAUCGUCUUUUGCACGUGAGUUCGACCCGAUAGCUGCUGCUGCUUCUGCUCUCGUCCCGUGGCUCGAUGAGUGCAGCAGUCGGGAAAUGUAAGAGUGGAGUAGAGUUUGUGGAGUGCCGAGCUGAAUUCAGAAUUGCUGCUGCUGCUGCUGCUGGAGAAAUGGGUCUCAUGGUGCAUCUCGCCGAAGGUUGAUGAGAGAGGGACGGAGGCUGGGCGAGGAGUCGGUCGUGGCAGGAGAGGGCACUCGUUUUCAUGGCGGAGCUAGGUGCCCUCGCAGCUGGGCUCUUCGGGCAUGACAUCGUCUCGUGCUCUGCCGGGACGACGAGGCUGCGAGACGCGGAGCGCCGGAGACUCGGCAGGGAGCAGAGUUCAGCUUGCCCCGCACUCGCACUCGCUCUCGGUGAGAGGCGAAUUGGCUGCGUGGGCUUUCCCCUGUGUUCUAUCAGCAGUCAUGGCAAGGUGGCACGAGAAAUUCGAGUCUCCAGAGUGGUCGCUGACAGGGCCAUUGCCGAGGUCUUCACCGAUAGGGAGUCAAACUCUCUACGAUCGUCGGGCGAGGACGAGGAUGAGCGCUCGCAGCUGAUGGUUUCUCGUGAGAAUUUCUCCGGUGCUGUGGAGGCGGAGGAGUUCUCGUUGAAGGGCGAUGGAAGCGAGGGCAGAGUCGUAGGCCCGGGAGACGAUCAGAGCUCCGCCAUUGGCGAUCUCCACGGACUGGACACGAAGUCAGGUGAGUGUUCUGUCGCCCAGAGUUGGAAGGACAAGCUGAGAGAAGAGAAGAAGAAUCACUGGUUCUCGGAUUUGGGACCCGGCCGACUGUGCAUGGUCGAGCAGAUCGUGGGCAGACUGCAAUGCGCUGGAGUGCACGGGUCGACAUUGAAUUCUCUCCUGGCUCCAUUCGCUGGGAUGGUGUCGGUGCGCGUAGCGACUUUGGUGUUUCGGAGAUUGCCCAAGGUCACGGAGCCACUAGGGUUUUACGACUGGGUGAAGAAGCAUCAACCUGGCCUCGAGGCGAAUCGCCCCAUGUACCAUGCGCUCGUGCAAUGCCUUCUGCAAAAGCGGCAUUGGGCGGGGGUGGAAACCAUCCUGUACGAGAUGGGGAGCAAGGAGAAUUGCCUUCCAGACGGUGCGCUCUACAGGAAGAUGAUCAAAACCGCCAGUGAUGCUGGCAAUUCGAAGCUGGCAAACAAAUGGCUGCAGAAGAUGCUGCAGAGUGGUUUGGUUCCCAGUCUUCCCACCUGGAAUUUGGUCCUCGCUGCUUUCGCUCGAGAUGGCCGGUUCGCCGAGGUCUUCUCUGUCUAUGAGCAGCUGAAGGACCACGAUCGCCCUGCCGACAGGAUCACCUACUGCGCGCUCCUCUCAGCUUGUCGAAAUGCGGGCAGGGUGCACGAAGCACGAGAAAUUGUGGCCCAGAUGAAGUCCCGAGGUAUGCAGCCCAAUCGGAUCGUGUACAGCGUUUUGGUCGACCUUUAUGGCAAAGCAGGGAUGCCAGAUUCUGCAACUGCCACGUUUCGGGAAAUGGAGAAAGCAGGUUACGAGCCGGAUCAAGUGGCCUACAACACGCUCAUCCACGCUUAUGCGAGGGCGGGCUGGAUCGAGGACGCAAAUGACGCAUUCGACCGAGCCAUCAAACUGGGUGGCCACAUCGAUCCUGUUAUUUUCUCGACCAUGAUCAACAUGUACGCCAAUGUGGGUUCAGUGGAAACAGCCAGGGAUUUGCUGGAGGCCAUGAAAGAGUUUCAGUUCGAAAAGAAGCACUAUCAGUACGCUUACUCAAUUCUCAUAAACGCUUACACCAGGGUCGGGCAGCUGAGGGAACCCAUUAAGCUUUUCGAAGAGAUGCAGGCUGCCGGGUACCCUGUGAAUGACAGAAUUUACACAACCAUGCUAAAUGUGUACUUCAAAGUGGGUCGGCAUAGAUGUGCAGAGGCACUUUUCCAGGACAUGAUCGAGACGGGGAAGUGCAGGAAUGUGGUAGCUUUUGGCACCAUGAUCAAUAUUUACGGUAGGAUGGGAAGAUUGGAAGAUGCUGUGCGAAUUUUCAACUCCUUGAAGGCAUCAGGCCUCAAGGGAAACACUGUUAUAUACAACACACUCAUUUACUGCCAGGGAAGGAAUGGGAAUUUAAGUGCUGUGGAGGAGUAUGUGAAGGAAAUGAAGGCCGCUCCUCUGGAGCUGGACAGAGUGACAUACAGCAGCUUGAUCAAGGCCUACAACAAGUCCGGUAGACCUUGUGAUGCCAUCCGCACUUACAACGAGAUGAGAUCUGCUGGUGUGCACCUCGAUAAACUGGUUGUAGGCACGAUGGUGAACACUUUCGGCAAGCUCAAAAGGUACGAGGAGCUCGUGCAGUUGUUAGAGGAUACGAGACAGGAAAGAGUCUGGCCGGAUGAAAGACUCCUAAGAUCUGUCGUUGAUGUUUACGAUGCGAUGCAAUUAGCAGAUUGUUCUCCGGAUGCUUUUAGUACGUUGGGGGAGUUGGUCAUAGCGAUGGAGAAGGCUGUGUAUCGACAGCAUGGAGCUAAGGUACGGUACUCUUGUACAGAAAACCGACACCAGAGUGCACUCGGGUAUGAAUCGGAAGGAGAGAUCGCCUCAUAAGGGAUGACCUGGGGCCAGUCUGAGGAGGGCUCCCAUCUCGAGGCUGUUUCUCCUCCCUCUCAGCCUUUUGACGCUUCUUGGCAUAAAAAAAAGGCCUCACAGCAUGCAAUGCAAUUCUCUGGAUCCUGGAAGGUCCUGGAUCGAUUUUUGUCAGCAUACUUAGCGAUCCCUACUUCAUUUAGGGUAUCAGAGUCCAACACCCCUGUUAAUAGUUCCCGCCACGUGCAGAGAGAAAUUCUUUCCAAAAACAUCGGAUCCUCAUGCUAGAGAGCCAAAAUGGUGGCAAAAUGAGGCACUUUACUGGGACAUCUCUAUCGCUUCCCGCUGUCUAGGCAUGCAGGUUUCCGCAAUUGUAUUAUAAUCCUGCCUUGUAAGUCUGGAUACUGUGAUCUCAAAUUCAUGUAUGAGUAAAGGUGAUGGGUAUCCAUUUUGUCACUCCUUUUCA